Molecule: messenger RNA, 336 nt
Organism: Hepatospora eriocheir
Lineage: Eukaryota; Fungi; Microsporidia; Hepatosporidae
Source: the annotation of a GenBank genome assembly
AUGAAAGAAAAUUUAAUUAGUUUUAAAAAAUUGAAAAAAUCUAAGAACAAAGAUAAAAUAGGUCUAAAUGAAGAAUCUAAGAUAAUAAAAACCAAUAAAUUAGAAAUAAAUCACCAAACUAUCAAUAUGAAAAUAAAAAAAUAUUGUGAUCAAUUAGAAUGUAGAUAUAAGAAAUCCGCAGUGAAACAAGAACAAUUUGAAAAGUUUAAUGAGAAAGAAAAAUUUAUUAAGAAGAAAGAAUUAAAGAGGUUUUAUAAGAGUAAAGAAUCUAAAGUGAUAGAAAAUGAAAACAACUUUUAUAAAUCUUUAAGUAAUGAAUAUAAAGAGAUAUUAUAA